UUCACUAUUUAAGAUGUGAGCCACGUUUUGUCAGCUCUCAUUACUCUGCUAUUAUUUGAACUGGGGCGGCUCACGUUUGCUAAUGCGUCGCCUCUUUUUAUGUUGUUUCAUUCUUCUGGGCAUUUCAUUGCUUCUGCCGUGCGGUGCUGGAAACAUACACUCUUCCAACACCCGCAGUGGGGGGAUUUCUCACUGAAAAAUAAGUCUGCAGAAUUGAACGUGAAGUUACAUUUUUCUCCAUUUAAAACUGCAGCAGAUGAAAUGUCCAGUUUCGUUGAUUAGUUGUGUUGAUCGAGAAACGCAUGCAUGGAUAUGAGCAGUGCGGAUACAGCUUCCACUAAACUGCUGAGUCUCACACAACGCUCUGCCUCUGAAGAUCUGGGCUGCCGGCGUGGGGAAUUCAGCAGGAAGCACUAUGGUUCUGUGGAGCUGCUUAUUUCCAGUGAUGCAGAUGGGGCCAUACAGAGAGCGGGAAGAUUCCGGGUGGAAAAUGGAUCCAGUGAUGAGAGUACUGACUACACACCGGGAACAUGGCACCGAACUGAUGUGCACUUAGAGAACCCAGAAUAUCACACCAGAUGGUAUUUCAAAUAUUUUCUAGGAAAAGGUAAUGCCACAAAGCUGGGAGCUGUGCUGUUACAGGUGGAAAGGAAACGCCAUAUUGGGAAUGACAUUGUAACCAUUGUCUUCCAAGAGGGAGAGGAAUCAUCACCGUCUUUCAAACCAUCUAUGAUCCGUUCCCACUUCACACAUAUUUUUGCCUUAGUCCGAUAUAACAAGCAAAACGAUAGCUAUCGACUUAAGAUAUUUUCUGAAGAAAGUGUCCCAUUGUUUGGACCUCCUCUCCCUUCUCCGCCAGUGUUUACAGAUCAUCAUGAGUUCAGGGACUUUGUUUUAGUUAAAUUAAUAAAUGGAGAGAAAGCAACCCUGGAAACCCCAACGUUUGCUCAGAAACGUCAGCGUACCUUGGAUAUGUUAAUACGGUCUCUGUAUCAAGAUCUCAUACCAGACUUGCAUAAGGAAAUGAAUGAAAUCCAACUAGGCUGGAUAACAAAUAUGUUAAAUAGGAGGUCGUUCAGCGAUGUGCUGCCGGAAUCCCCCAAAUCGGCUCGGAAAAAAGAGGAAGCACGUCAAGCGGAGUUUGUCAGAGUGGGCCAAGCCCUCAAGCUGAAGACAAUCGUUAGAGGAGAUGCUCCCACGAGCUUGGUAACCACUGGCCUGUACAGGAAAGAGGAUGACCAGGAUGAGUUUACCAGAUCCUUGGGUCAUUUUCCAGCCAGCAGCACAUUGGAUGAAGGAGUACCUGUAAAGCCUUUUACUUGCUCAAAAAGAAGGAACAAUCCCUGGGAGCCUCAAUGUUUCUGCAGCAAUUUCCCCUUUGAAAUCAUCUGCAGUGAUUCCUGGGGACAGUCGUUACUAAUCUCCACAGACGCUGGAGUGUUAUUGUUAGACGAGGGCCAGACCCCAGUGCCAGUCUUUGACAGGAGCCUGCCAGUGAAACAGAUGGACAUCUUGGAAACUCAGGAUCUCCUGCUCACGAGAGCAGACAAAGGGAAAGAUGCACGUCUGUUUGUCUUUAGGCUGAGCGCAGUCAGGAAAGUUCUGGAGGAGAAGCAACUGGUGAAGAGCAAAUCUGAUUGCAAGGACAACAAGCUUGAAAAAACAAAAGGUUGCCAUUUGUACGCAAUCAACACCCACCACAGCAUGGAUCUGCGGAUUGUUGUCGCCAUUCGCAACAAGCUGCUCCUCAUUACAAAGAAAAACCUCAGCAGGUCCAACAGCUUCCCAAGCCCCCAGGCACCUGCAGAGUCACCUGUGGAAGAAUUCCAGUACAUCAGGGAAAUAUGCUUGUCCGACCCACCCAUCGUCAUGACCCUGGUGGAUGGACCCACUGGAGAAAAUGACAACCUGAUCUGUGUUGCGUACCGUCACCAGUUUGAUUUAGUGAACGAGAGCACGGGCGAGUCUUACAGGCUGCACCAUGUUGAUGCCAGCAAGGUUAAUUUUGUUGCAGCUAUUGAUGUGUAUGAAGAUGGUGAAGCAGGACUGUUACUCUGUUAUAACUAUGUAUGUUACUACAAAAAGGUGUGUCCCUUUAAUGGUGGCUCUCCGCUGAUACAGCCUUCAGCUUCUGAUUUCCAUUUCAGCUGGAACCAAGUCCCUAAUGAUAUUGUCUGUGUCUUUCCUUAUAUUUUGGCCUUCACGACUGAUUCUAUUGAGAUUCGACUGGUGGUGAAUGGGAACCUUGUUCACACAGCCGUAAUGCUCGAUCUUCAUCUCACAGCGUCACAGUCAGAUAUUUACUUUACGUCUGCUGCUGCAUCAAUGAAUGCAGCCUCCAGCGGCAGCUCGAAAGAAACCAGCUCACACAGUUCUCCACAAACUCCGACAGGACAGGAGCUGCCUGUACUGCCCUCGUCUCCAGGUGAAGGUGAAAUUCAGUGGAAGCACAUUUAUAAGAUUCCUCUCAGUAACCUUGUUGGAAGAAGCAUUGAGCGGCCUCUGAAGUCACCUCUGGUUGCCAAGGUCAUUACCACGCCAACAUCGAGUGGAAUUGCAGCGAUGCCUGUAACUCACUCACUUUCACUUUCUCGCAUGGAGAUCAAAGAGAUUGCAUGCAGAACACGCAAAGAGUUACUGGGUUUGACGACUGAAUCAAACACAACCAAAUCUGACACAGCUCCAAAGCAGAAAAAAUGGGCCCGGAAGGGAGUGGACGAGGAGCUCAGGAAAGGUGCUGUGAGAUCGACGAGCAGUGACAGGAUUUUGUCAGAGAUCACUGACACUGAGGUAGAGACACAGCGCCAUUUAUCCACCAGUUCCGACCCGGACACAGCAGCCAACAGAGAAGAGAGCCCUCCAGCUAGCAGCUCAUUUCACUUGAACACAUCCUUCGACGAAGAGGUUUUGGAUUUGAAGUGAGGAACUGGCGACGGUCAUUUUCUGUUUUUUGUUUGUUUUAGCUCCCUCCUUCUCCCCCUCCGAAGACUCUGUAACCAUUGCAACCCACCCAAAAUGUAUAGUGCAUGUCUGCUCAGUUCUGUUAUUGCUGUUGCACUUCGAAAGACCAACGACCUCUGUCCUCCUAUUUAAUGUGAAUUUCACACAUUUAAUAUGAGCCUUGACUAAAAGUUUUGGAAUAUUUUUGCAGAUGAUUUACUUAUUAUUUAUUACCACAUAUUUAUCUCGUUGAAUGGAAGAACUUUGUUGGCUGAGGUUUGUACAUUUUGUUCCGUCAGCCUAAUGUUUGGUUUUGAACCCUUGGCCUCUUAGCAGUAGUUUUGUACUCAAUGAAUAUGUACUGUCAAAACUGUUGCUGCCUCUGUGAUGGGAAAAAAAAACACCAACUGUCUUAAGAUAUUGUAUUGCCAUUGUUUUUAAUGCCAAGAAUUAAAUAUAAAUGUUUUGUGUUUCAAAUGUUGCCUCUAAAAUUACUGAAUUCGUACCUACAAAAAUAUCUAUUUUCAGUGCUAUAAUGCACUGUUGUGAAAGUAGAUUAUAAUUCUGUUAAUUAAUAUGAAACAAAUA
Molecule: messenger RNA, 3528 nt
Organism: Rhincodon typus (whale shark)
Lineage: Eukaryota; Metazoa; Chordata; Chondrichthyes; Orectolobiformes; Rhincodontidae
Gene: garnl3
Product: GTPase activating Rap/RanGAP domain like 3
Exons: 24
Coding region: 307-2922 (871 amino acids)
Biological process (GO): activation of GTPase activity; regulation of small GTPase mediated signal transduction
Cellular component (GO): cytoplasm
Molecular function (GO): GTPase activator activity
Source: RefSeq, a predicted model, not a curated record